Molecule: messenger RNA, 2814 nt
Organism: Liolophura sinensis
Lineage: Eukaryota; Metazoa; Mollusca; Polyplacophora; Chitonida; Chitonidae
Cellular component (GO): cytoplasm; nucleus
Molecular function (GO): protein serine/threonine phosphatase activity; calcium ion binding
Source: RefSeq, a predicted model, not a curated record
AUGGCACAUUCGGAAAUUGCAGAAACUGUCAGUGUUGUCAUUAAAAAAACGGACGAAACCAAGAUCCUUUUGGUGGAUUAUGAUGGGCGAGGUUACUGGCUACCGUCUGCAACUAGGCGAUCAAAUGAGAACUUGAAUUCGACAGCCAAGCGACUUACUCGUGAGGCUGUAGGUAAAGACGUAACGCUUCAUGGAAUCCUUAAAACUCAUUUGAUUAGAUUUGAUGCUCGACCUCCCGUUAUGCACAUGACAUUUUUGGCAGAAUCUCUCACUGAUGUGAUCCAGAUUGCUCAGCCAAACCUGGCAGCCUGGAUGGGGGAAGAGGAAGUGAGCUCACUUCUGAACGAAGGGCCAGGACUGCUGGGAACAGAGCCUGCCAAAUUCCUGCAGAUGCUUAAAGAAGGUCCUAUUACCCCUUCGGUGUCGACACUGUCAGAGACGAGCGUAGAUUAUUAUGACAUCACCUCUAAGUCUUCCCAGGCCUCCACACAUGAGCUCCUGAUUCGCGGGGCCAAGUUUGGCAAACAGGAGCAGGAAUGGUUGUUUGAGGAGUUUCUAUUGGCUAGCCACCCGACCCACACAAUGAACCAGGCCACGUUUUCCAUAUACAUGGAGGAGAAAGGGGUGAAGCCCGAUCACAUGGAAGCCCUCUUCAGAGCAUUUGAUGUUCACCGGCGUAAGCUGCUGUCAUUUAAGGACGUGUUAUUAGGGCUAGCUGCCAUGGAGCCCACGACUCCCCAUGGGAGUGUCCCGGCAGAAAUGCGCUGCCGCUACAUCUUCCGUUUCUACGACGAAGACUCAGAUGGAUUCUUACAACACAGCGAGUUUAGAAAUCUGGUGUAUGCUAUCCGUGUUCAGAAAGACUUGCCACUGGAUGAAGAAUCAGUGAACACAGACACCGCAAACAGUGCCAAGAUAUUUGGGCCAAGUUUCACUGACAAGCUCUCCAUGUCAGAUUUCCUCACGGCUGUGGGACAGCUUAAAUUCAGGGGUACCUCUGUUCUCCUCAGGCUGCCUUAUUCCUGCACCAAAAAGAUGAAAACACCUGAUAUCCCUGAUGUUGUCAUGGAAACACACAGUCCCGAUUCUCCGAAUGAACCACCACAGAAAAAACACAAGACCAAACUUCUGGAUGGCUUGAAGACAAAUUUAGGUAAUCAUACCAGUGAGACGUUUAAGGUGCCCCAGAAGAAGUCUGCCCCCCGAAGCAACUCCACCUCCCCUGUCCCGCCGCCUGAGGAGGAGAAAUAUGUCUUAGCGACGCACACGGUCAAAGUGCGUCGGACUGGCACGUUGUCAGAUGUGCUGGCCAUCUGGGACCUCCAGGGGACAGAAGCUGUGAGUGGGAGCUCGGACUGCCACCUGGAGGGAGAUCUCAGUCGUUUCCAGAGGAUGCCUUCCGUGGACUCUUUCAACCAAAGAUCACACCCUAACGAGAUGUUGACAGGUCUGCGCUAUUUUGAGAGGGGUAUCCGCGGGGAAAAUGGCGUUUUAACAAAGGAACAGUUUGACUGGGGUCAAGUAGACAAAAUGGCGCUGGCCAAGUGUCUGUUAGCCCUUUGUAGACAGGCCAAGGAUGCUCUGCGAGAGGAACCCAGGCUGCUGAAGCUCAAAUCUCCUACAUAUAUUCUGGGUGAUAUCCAUGGGAAUUUCCGUGACCUGGUGUGUUUUGAGAAGGCGUUGUGGCGUAUGGGCCCCCUCCUGACUCCCGCAUCCUUCCUCUUCCUGGGCGACUACGUCGACAGAGGAGAACAUGGUGUAGAGGUUGUGGCCUAUCUUUUGGCGCAGAAGCUGCAAGCUCCGGGCAAAUUUUACCUGUUACGAGGUAACCACGAACUGAGGAAUGUGCAGGAGAUGUUCCAGUUUAGAAGUGAGUGUACAAACAAGUUUGGAGAGACAGUAGGAAGGCAGGUAUGGGAUGCCAUCAAUGAGUGUUUUGACAUGAUGCCUAUAGCUGCUACAGUUGAUGGCAAGGUAUUUUGUGUACACGGCGGCAUCCCUAGCUUAGAACACGGGGAUGGCACCAUCGAGUCCAUCAACAGUAUUCCCGCUCCUCUGAGAGACCCCGAGAUGGAAAGUCCCCUAGCCUGGGAGAUCAUGUGGAGCGACCCUAUCAGUGGAGACUUGUCUGCAGAGAUCCAGCAUGACUUGCUGGAGAACAACGGCUUCAUCUUCAACACACGACGAGGCACAGCACACUUCUUCAGCUGCGAGGCGCUCAUGACCUUCUUGGAGAAGAAUAAACUUUCUCAUGUCAUUCGGGCUCAUGAGGUUCAGCAGGUCGGCUUCCAGGUGCAGCAGCGCGGCAAACUCCUGACAGUAUUCUCCUCCUCACAGUACUGUGGGGGGUCCAACGAGGCGGCCUGUGUGCUCGCUGACAACUUCAAACUGAGGAUGAUACGGCUGGACACCACAUGAUGACGAGAUUUUCUGCUGAGUCAUCAUGGCAGCUCUACGCAUUUAUCUCCCUUGAAUACUCUUUUGGUCAUAAGAAAAAUAUUGAAAACUUCAAGCAGAACAUAUCAAACAACUCUAGUUGUUUAUGGUAGAGCCUUUUUUGUGUGAUUUGGAGCUCUAACACUUGGUCAGCGUGCAAACAAGUUAAUUAAUGUGGCUUAUGAUUUGAUAUACAAUAAGAUAAAGUGUUGUGAAGUUACGAAUCUUCACACUCACGGUGAAUUUGUUUUAGCUUUGGUGAAGGAAAUCUAGGUAGUUGUUUGUGGAAAUGGUAGGUAUUUGUAAUUUUGGGAAUGGUAUGGAAAAAUUGUUUUUUUUUUUUUGGUUUGAGAACUGUGAAAGCAAGCAUGGAUGCUG